Molecule: messenger RNA, 743 nt
Organism: Paralichthys olivaceus (Japanese flounder)
Lineage: Eukaryota; Metazoa; Chordata; Actinopteri; Pleuronectiformes; Paralichthyidae
Source: RefSeq, a predicted model, not a curated record
CUCUCUUGUCUCUCAGGUGCAGCAGAGUCGCAGAAGACGCUCCGCAUCACGACAGAGGAAGAGGAAGAUCUCCGGCCCGGUGGCUACAUGCUCAGCUCUCUUCGGCUCUGAGAACCACAACUGUACCGAUCAGCUGGAAUCAUGGAUUUUGUGAUGAAGCAAGCGUUAGGUGGGGCCACCAAAGACAUGGGUAAGAUGCUGGGUGGGGAGGAGGAGAAGGACCCGGACGCAGCCAAGAAGGAGGAGGAGCAUCAGGAGGCGCUGAGGCAGCAGGAGGAGGAGAGGAAGGCCAAACACACCCGCAUGGAGGCAGAGAGGGAAAAAGUUCGGCAGACCAUCAGGGACAAGUAUGGGCUGAAGAAAAAGGAGGAGAAAGAGGCGGAGGAGAAAGCAGCAAUGGAGCAGGCGUGUGAGGGCUCCCUGACACGCCCCAAGAAGGCCAUCCCAAGAGGCUGCGGAGACGACGACGAGGAAGACGAGGAGAGCAUCCUCGACACCGUCCUCAAGUAUCUGCCCGGACCUCUACAGGACAUGUUCAAAAAGUAAAAAAAACCCAGAGAAAAACAAAUCAAACAAACCCGAAAUUCAGGGUCCAGUCCGGCCUGGGCUGUGGGGCAAAGGGAGGAGGGGAUCUUUGUGUCAGGGACUUUGGGAUGAAGGGAUGAAGGUUUGGGGGCGAUGAGAGGUCGGGGGACUCGACCUGACUGUUGAGCGUAGAUCUGGGGCAUGUAGAAGUCAUCGGG